Balearica regulorum gibbericeps (East African grey crowned-crane) is the source of this 2166-nucleotide messenger RNA. Its product is annotated as disintegrin and metalloproteinase domain-containing protein 20-like. The record is from RefSeq and is a predicted model, not a curated record. NCBI's taxonomy places the organism in Eukaryota, Metazoa, Chordata, Aves, Gruiformes, Gruidae. Gene Ontology annotation, biological process: male gonad development; proteolysis. Gene Ontology annotation, cellular component: plasma membrane; external side of plasma membrane; sperm head plasma membrane. Gene Ontology annotation, molecular function: metalloendopeptidase activity.
AUGGGGGCACUGCUGGGGCUGCUGGCGCUGCUGGGCCUGGCGGGGUGCUCUGCUGUCCCGGAGGACCUGUCCGGGGAGCUGCAUGUCUCCGCCAUGUGGGUGACAGUGCCACGGCAGUUGAGCCCCCGGGCUGACACCAACCCCCUGGUUGUCUUUUACUGGUUGGAGGUGGAGGGGCGGCCGUGGGUGCUGCGCCUGUGGCCCCGGCGGGGCCUGGUCUCCCACCCCUUCACCUUGGUCACCUACGGCAAGGACGGGGCCCGCUGGGAGGAGCACCCCUUUGUGCAGGACAACUGCUUCUACCAAGGUGAGGUGCAGGGGAGCCCCAGCUCCCUGGUGGCCCUCGGCACCUGUGGCAGGGGGCCCCACGGCGGGCCCUGGGGGGAGGAUGGCACCUAUGAGAUCGAGCCCAUCCCCAAUGAUCCAGCCUUCCGGCACAUCCUCUACCGCAUGGAGGAGGCCAACAGCCCCAUGGGCCCCACCUGCGGGCUCACCCCGGAGCAGCUGCAGCACCAAAAGGCUUUCCUGCCCUGGUUCAAGGCCUCCUGGAUGACGGAGGAGGAGGAGAUGCUGAAGGACUGGUGGACACAUGUCAGGUACAUGAAGAUAGUAGUGGUCGUGGACAACGUGCGGUUUGUGAAGUCGGGCAGGAACGAAUCUGAAGUCUUGAGGCAAGUUGUAGAAAUCAUCAACAUUGGGGACGCUCUGUACGAACAGCUUUCUGUUCGGCUGUUUCUUGUGGGAUUGGAGAUCUGGACCAAAAGUAACCUUAUAAACAUUACUAACUCUGUCACCAAGGCACUCGAUGACUUUAACAAAUGGCGAAAGUCAGACCUGUCUCCACGGAUGCGCCAUGAUACUGCUCACUUAUUUGCAUUUCAGAGUUUUGGAAAGAGCCUGGGAUUGGCAUUUCUAGGGUCUGUGUGUGAUAACCAGUGGUCAUCAGCAGUUGCUUCCUUCACUGAUAGGAAGUUGUCCUCAUUUAUUACCACGUUUGUCCAUGAGCUGGGCCAUACUCUUGGGAUGAGCCAUGAUAAACAGGGCUGUAAAUGCAGACGGAAGAAAUGUAUUAUGUACGAAAGCGAUGCUGACACUGAUGCUUUCAGUGACUGCAGUUACAAAGAUUACUUUAACCUGCUUGGGCGUGGUGCCAGCUGCCUUCGUCAACCACCAGCACCUGGCACUUUCUACACCUUGAAGCAUGAAUACUGUGGGAAUAAGAUAGUAGAAAGCAGGGAGCAAUGUGACUGUGGUUCAGAAUCAAACUGCAGAAAGGAUCCUUGUUGUCACCCAAACUGUACAUUUACUGCAGGUUCAGUCUGUGCUUCGGGAAAAUGCUGCAAGAGCUGUCGGGUCCUUCCAGCAGGAACGCUCUGCAGAUCAAGUACUGGCAACUGUGACCUCCCAGAGUAUUGCAAUGGCACUUCCCCUCAGUGCCCGCCGGAUGCGUACGUACAAGAUGGAACCCCUUGCAAAGGUGGUGCUUAUUGCUAUCGAGGAAAAUGUUCUUCUCACAGAAAACAGUGCCAGCACCUCUUUGGCAAACGAGCCAGGGCUGCUCCUUUAGAUUGCUUCAAAGCAGUGAAUACUCGAGGUGACCGGUUUGGGAAUUGUGGUAUUCGUAACAAUAUCCAUUUUAUAAAAUGCAGUAUCGAGAAUAUCUUAUGUGGUAGGAUCCAGUGUGAAAACAUAGACAAAUUGCCUUUCUUGCAGAACCACGUAACACUAGUUCAAACCCCUGUUGGAGAUAAAAAGUGUUGGGGUCUCGACUAUCACGUAGGGAUGCCAAUAAUUGAUGUGGGAGCUGUGGAAGAUGGCACACCAUGUGGUAAUGAUAUGCUUUGUAUCAACAGGACAUGUACCAGCAUAUCACUGCUGAACUACGAUUGUAACAAGUCAAAGUGUCAUGACAAAGGAGUGUGUAACAAUCAUAAGAACUGUCACUGCAGGUAUGGUUGGGCUCCUCCGUAUUGUGAACGGGAAGGAUUUGGAGGUAGCGUUGACAGUGGACCCCCUCCAUCCAUUCAGGGAGCAAAAAUUCAGGGAGUAACAUUAUUUAGUCUUCUUUUUCUCUGCAUCCUUGGAGUAACCCUUACCAUGUGUUAUAAACGGAAAAUAGUGGGGUGGCUUAGGAGGAAAAAGGCCCAGUUCCACAGAAGAAGAUAG